Messenger RNA from Contarinia nasturtii (swede midge), 1956 nucleotides. RefSeq names its product laccase-4-like. Gene Ontology annotation, cellular component: plasma membrane. Lineage: Eukaryota; Metazoa; Arthropoda; Insecta; Diptera; Cecidomyiidae. Bases 19 to 1932 code for a protein of 637 amino acids. Gene Ontology annotation, molecular function: oxidoreductase activity; copper ion binding. The transcript is spliced from 8 exons. Gene Ontology annotation, biological process: iron ion transport. The record is from RefSeq and is a predicted model, not a curated record.
UAUAAUAAAUUUUCUGCAAUGAAAUCAACUUUGAUUGUUUUUCAGUUGCUAAUUUCAUUGUCCUUCGGUGCGGUUCCUUUAAGUCAAAAUGAAUUGAAAGAAAAAUACGGUCAAGAAAGUACAACGUUUAAUGAUGGCAAAAGUUGUUACCGUCCAUGUAAUGGUACGUCAAUGACGUGUUAUUAUGAAUUUAAAAUAGAACACUAUGACACAAUGUCAAGGCUAUGUGGAAACUGUGCAGCAGGUGUGAUUGGUGAUUGUUUCAAAGAAGGCUGUAUAUCUGCGAAUGGAGUCAGGCGCAACAUAAUGACAAUUAAUCGACAACUGCCUGGUCCUGCAAUCAAUUGCUGUGAAGAUGAUCGAGUCAUUGUCGAUGUUACAAAUCAUAUGCCAGGUACCGAGUUAUCGUUCCAUUGGCAUGGUGUUCAUCAAAGUGAAACACCUUGGAUGGAUGGUGUGCCAAUGGUAACACAGUGUCCGAUAUUUUCCGGCGAUACUUUUCGAUAUAUGUUCCAUGUACAUGAGUCUGGUACACAGUACUAUCAUGCACAUUCCGGUUUACAUCGUAUGAAUGGAAUUGUGGGUAAAUUAAAUGUUCGCGAACAAAAUGAUCCGAAUGCCGAAUAUUAUGAUACUGAUUUAAGUGAGCAUACGAUAUUAUUCAGCGGUUGGAAUAACUUUUUGGCCGAAGAUUUAUUACCGAGCAAUCCACAUAAAUAUGGAUCUUCUCCAGCCAGUAUACUGAUCAAUGGUUUUGGAAAUUAUAUCGAACCAGAUAGUGGAUACGAACCAUAUGCACCGAUAGCCGUAUUUUAUGCGGUCAGAGGAAUGAGACAUCGUUUUCGUAUUGAUAAUGCUGCAUCAAGCAAUUGUCAGUUUGAAUUUUCCAUAAAGGGACACAAAAUGGCUGUUAUCGCCCUUGAUGGAUCACCGGUGGAGCCUGUCACUGUCGAUACCUUCUUUAGUUCCGCUGGUGAAAGAUUUGAUAUCGUCAUGCACGCAACAAAGGACCCAAACAUUCAUGAAUCAUUGAUCAUAAUUCGUGGUCUUGGUGGAUGCCGGCGGAAUAAACUCCAUGGAUAUGCUCGAAUCAUCUUCUUGAAUGAUUUUUCCGAGUUUUCACCUCGACAUUCAGACCAUGAACCGCUGGAAAGUCGACCAGACUAUCAAAUUUUGGAUAAAAUCGAAAAAAUUACAUUAAAUGAUGCGACAACUCAAUGUGGACAAUCCGAAGACUAUUGUAUUACCGACUUAGAGUCAAAAGCACCUCCAUCAACCGUAGAAAAUUUGAGAGAUGAAUUGCAGUACCCUGUGUCCAAAGUGUAUCCCUUUCAAUUUAUAAAACAUUUCGACCGAUCUGACUCGAUUUCAACUUCGCAUUUCUUAAGUUAUCAAAAUUUUACCUUUAUCACAUCGAUAAAUAAUAUUUCAAGCACGAUGCCACCACUUCCGAUCCUUACACAAGAUGACACCGAUAUUACGUACUGUAAUAAAGAUAAUUUACCACCAGAUUGUAAGAUCAAUUCUGUUUGUUACUGCAUUCAUUUAAUCGAACUGGAAUUGUGCAAAGUGUAUGAAUUUCAUUUUUACGAUUUACUUGAGACUGUAAGUCAUCCAAUACAUAUGCAUGGCCAUAGAUUUCAAGUAAUCGAAAUGGUAACACAGGAACAAUUGCUAAAUGGUCAAACAUCGUAUAAAAAUUCAAAAAAAUUACCAGUUAUAAAGGAUACGGUAACGGUGCCGGCCGGUGGAUAUGUAAAAAUUCGAUUUCGAUCAUGUAAUGCUGGAUACUGGUUUUUUCAUUGCCAUUUUGAAUUGCAUAUGCACACCGGUAUGACAUCUAUUCUGAAAGUUGGCAAUAGAAGUGAUAUGGUACCACCGCCACCGAACUUUCCCAUUUGUGGAAACUAUUUACAACCAGUUUUCGAUUGAAAAUGAAUUCUUUUUUCGAACAUU